AUGCCUCGAUCUGGCAUCGCCAGGAAGCACUCCAAAGAGCCAACGCACGUCGAAGUAUCGGAACAUGCACAGUACCAUCAACCAUCUGUCAACACCAGACUUCAGCAUGCUACCACAUCACUUCGGCGAAGAUCAGGAAACUUUCUGGCAUCCAUGCCUGCCCCCGUGACGGGGCGGUUUUCUGAAAGUCAGCGAAAGCAAAGUCUUUUCAUCGCCCUUCUUCCUCCUGACCUACACUACAUCAUCGCCACAAAAUACCUGGACUUCGACACAUUACUCGCACUCCGACAGACAUGUCAUAUGAUGCGUCGUCUGCUCACGCCUGACCAAGUCCGGCGGGUUCGGUCGAAGCUCAUCCAAGGGUAUCUUGAGGAUGAGGCCCGGCAGUUCCAAGACUAUAGAAUUCAUUUUCCUCCACAACGGCUCGGCCAUCUGUGGGACCUGCUUCAUGCAGCUUUUGAUUUCCGUCUGCUUGAACGACCUGCCAGAGAACUCCGGUGUUAUGGAUGCUUGCAGAUGAAACCUCUCUGGUGCUUUGUGGAACGAAUGAGCAGUCGAGGUACUGGUUUGGGUGCAAAGUCCGCCCAUGACAGGAUGUGCAAAGCCUGCAUGUCGAGAUAUCGUGAUAUUGAAGGACAAUGGUGGAAGGAGAACUGGGUCAAAAAGAGUGAGACAGCCCGAAAAGCGAGCAAAGGCCGCAGGUUACGGCGAUGGGCACUCGAAGGCAAAAGCCUAGUCAACCCGCCACAGGAAGUUGGUGUCUGCGCUGCUUGUGGGGGUUCCUCAUUCGAGCUUUGGUGGGGAUGUGUGGCAUGCUUCGAAGCAGAGCAGAAGGCGCGUCGAGAAGAAGAUCUCGACCUGAUGGAAAUGAGUGGUUUGGAACGAAAGAUUGUCGAUGCUUUUGACGCGUGGCGAUGUCGACGGGAAAUGAAAUACAGACAGCGUCAGGCCAAAAGAGAGAGGAGGCCGCUACGAAACAGACUGCUGGGUACCCUGGGGUUUCCUUGGACUGGUGGACUUUCGGACCGUAAGGCUGCGCUGGAAGAAUGGAAGGAGAGCAAAACGAAUCCGGGUGCUACAUUCUCAAAGUCAGGCAGAGGGACUGAUUCGGGAUGGAGAGCGAUCGACCAGGCUCCACUGCCUAAGAGCCGGAGAGAGGCGCGCUGCGCUACUUGUUGGAUCCCUGGCGCUUUGCGCAGGAUGUAUAUGCUGGGCUUUGCCUACGAGGGAGCACUGGACAGGGAGCGCUGGUGUCAGGGCUGUCAACAGGAUCAGGAGUUGAGGCAUGCAAGGAGAGUGGAGCGAAAGAUGAGACUCGAUGGCAAGAUUGAGGAUGAAGAGACGCUCAGCGAUUGCGAAGAUUAUGGGCUUUUCCAGCUUUUUGAGGAAGAAUAGUCUCGGCGGUCGGAUGCGUUGUUGGUCAGAAUGAGGUCUUGAUGACUGUGCGUGGUCGGUGUCUGGCUUGUCUUCUCUGGAGGGGGCGUCUGUGGAAGAACAGGACUGGCAAGUUGCGUUGUAUCAGUGGCUGCUGUGUGACAAGAUGACUUCAACAAGCUAUUGUCGUCCUUCAUGCUUGUGAAAAGCUCGAGCAAAGAAGCUGGUGCAUCCCAAACAGAGGUCGUCGGCGUCAGCUCAGGGUACUAGGCUCAGCCUUGUACAGCCUUGCGGGUUGCCGGAUCCGAGAUGAGAUGAGAUUAUCUCGGCAGUUAAAAGAAUGGCCGAAUGUCCAUCUCGACCUCCGCAGACGACUUUUCUUCCGCUUCCCAAGCUGCUUCGGACCCUUGAUCGAUUGAGUCUUGAC
Molecule: messenger RNA, 1801 nt
Organism: Exophiala xenobiotica
Lineage: Eukaryota; Fungi; Ascomycota; Eurotiomycetes; Chaetothyriales; Herpotrichiellaceae
Exons: 1
Coding region: 1-1395 (464 amino acids)
Source: RefSeq, a predicted model, not a curated record